AAUGCAUAGCGUAGGCGGGGCGGCGCUCCUCCCAAACAAGAAGGGGCGAGUGAUUUGCAAUUGUCGGCCUUAGUGCUGCACGGUGUAGCUGCCGGAGUCUCGGGAGAAGCAUAUCUUGUAGCUACGUCUCCGGAGAGCCACCGAGGAAGAGUACGAACCCAGAGCCUUAAAAAUGUUUUCUUCAGUGAAGCCAUAUGAGAACCAGCAGUACUCUGUUCUCAAGAAGGAAUGCCAACAAAAAAAGGUGCUGUUUGAGGAUCCCAUAUUCACUGCUUCAGAUAAAUCACUGUUUUAUGCUGGAAACAAAAUUGGAAGGGUCACGUGGAAACGUCCAAAGGAGCUAUGUGACAAUCCACACCUCUUUGUAAAUGGAAUCAGUGCUCAUGAUUUGCAUCAAGGUCAGCUGGGAAACUGUUGGUUUGUGGCAGCUUGCUCUAGCCUAGCUUCCAGGGAAGCCUUGUGGCAAAAGGUUAUUCCUGACUGGAAAGAUCAAGAAUGGAAUGAAGAAAAACCCAGUGAAUAUGCUGGUAUCUUCCACUUCAGAUUUUGGCGUUUUGGAGAAUGGGUGGAUGUGGUUAUUGAUGACCGUCUUCCCACCAUUAAUAAGGAGCUUGUCUAUUGCCAUUCCAAUGAUCAGAAUGAAUUCUGGAGUGCACUUGUUGAAAAAGCUUAUGCAAAGUUGUAUGGAUGCUAUGAAUCCUUAGAUGGUGGAAAUACUGCUGAUGCAUUGGUUGACUUCACUGGUGGAGUCUCUGAACCACUAGACUUGCUGGAAGGACAGUUUGCUAAAGAGGAGUCCUUCAGAAACCAGCUUUUUGAGAGGGUCCUUAAAGUACACAACCGUGGUGGACUCAUUAGCUGCUCAAUAAGGGCUACCUCCUCUGCUGACAUGGAAGCAAGACUAGAUUGUGGACUGGUCAAGGGUCAUGCCUAUGCUGUAACAGAUGUAAAGAAGGUUAGGCUUGGCCAUGGACUGUUGGCCUUCUUCAAGGCAGAGAAGCUGUUCAUGAUUCGGAUGCGUAACCCAUGGGGUGAGAAAGAAUGGAAUGGUCCCUGGAGUGACAGUUCUGAAGAAUGGCAAAAAGUCAGCAAAAGUGAAAGAGAGAAGCUGGGAGUUACAGUAGAGGAUGAUGGAGAGUUCUGGAUGACCUUUGAGGACUUUUGCAAGUACUUCACUGACCUAAUCCUGUGCCGUCUCAUCAACACAUCCUACCUAAGCAUCCACAAAACUUGGGAAGAAGCUGUAAUGAGAGCAUCUUGGGUCCGACAUGAUGACCCCCUAAAAAACCGCUCUGGGGGCUGUAUCAACCACAAGUCUACCUUCCUACAGAAUCCUCAGUAUGUCUUUGAUGUGAGGAAACAUGAAGAUGAGGUCUUAAUUUGCUUACAACAGAAGGAUCGGAGAACUCAAGCAAAGGAAGGCAAAGGAGAGAAUUUUGCUAUGGGGUUUGAUAUUUUCCGGGUUGAGCUGAACAGGAUCUACAGGAUGCAUACUUUGCAACAGAAAAUAGCCAGCUCCAUCUAUAUCAACUCUCGGUCUGUCUUCUUCAGGAAGGAGUUUAAGGAGGGUCGUUAUGUCAUUAUUCCUACAACAUUUGACCCUGGGCUGCAAGGAGACUUUUUACUCAGGGUUUUUACUGAUGUGCCUUCUGAUUGCAAGGAGUUGCUGCUUGAUCAGCCUCCGCAGACAUGUUGGACAGGAAUAUGUGGUUAUCCACAGUUAGUGACUCAGGUUCAUGUCUUAAGUGCCGAAGGUCUUCAAGUGCAGGAUACUAAUGGCGGUGCUGACCCAUAUGUGAUAAUUGCUUGUGAAGGGGAAAAAGUGCGGUCUCCCGUCCACAAAGACAUUCUAAGCCCCGAGUUUGAUGUUAAAGGACUGUUUUAUAGAAAGAAUCCAAAGGACCUCAUUUAUGUUCAGAUUUACAAUAAGAAUGUUAUGUGUGACACCUUCAUGGGUCAGGUUGUCCUGACAGGAGACCCUGGAGACCUCCAACAACAACACACAUUACAUCUCCGAGACAAGGGUAACCGGCAGAGCAAUGAUGUGUCAGGCACUGUCACUAUCAAUGUCAUUACUAGUAAUGUAAUCACCAAUAUUUAACCUCCACUUGACCCUGUUACCCUGGGCUAUGAAUUACUUGUAAAUGGGAGGACUACCGUUGGAAAGCAAGGCGCACAAGCACUUUGCAUCUUUCGGUGUAACUCUUCACUUCCUGGUAGCAGCGUUUUCCAAAAUUUGCUAGUCCAAUAGCUCUUUCAUAAUCAAAGAAAUCUGUUUUCCCAGCACAGCUGUUUCCAGGAAAUUGGUGAUUAUACAGGAACUCGGCAGACUUCUACAAGCAGUGUAUUUGGGCACAUAAACAUUUUCCUUUGAAAAUGAUUGUGCAUUUGCUAAGUUUUGUACAAAAUGUAAUUUCUACUCUUUUCUCAGCUGGUGCCAGUAAUGCUUAUUUGCAAUCAAAACAACUCAAAUACCUUUUUACCCAGAUAUUAGUAAAUGUACAUUGUGUCUAUAUAAUGCAGCAUCCCUACACUCAUCAAGUGACCUAAAUAAUAACAAGUUCAUUUAAACAGUGUGUAUUUUUAAAAUCAUUUUAAACUGUUUGUUCUGUUUUAUACUUUUUACAAUACUUUCCUUUUGUGUUUAAUUAUUAUAAAAUUAUUAAACAGUAAAUUGUAGGUGCCAUAUUCAAGCCAUUCCACCAUUCUGGUGCAUGAAAGCAUGUAAUCUAUCUGCAGUAUCACGUAAGUCAAAUAUAGUAUAUAAAGCAGAUACGUCAUGAAGUCAGAGCUCUUAUAUCUAUCUAUCUAUCUAUAUAUAUAUAUAUAUAUAUA
Messenger RNA from Erpetoichthys calabaricus (reedfish), 2835 nucleotides. RefSeq names its product calpain 5a (gene capn5a). NCBI's taxonomy places the organism in Eukaryota, Metazoa, Chordata, Cladistia, Polypteriformes, Polypteridae. Gene Ontology annotation, biological process: proteolysis. The transcript has 13 exons. The record is from RefSeq and is a predicted model, not a curated record. Bases 173 to 2101 code for a protein of 642 amino acids. Gene Ontology annotation, cellular component: cytoplasm. Gene Ontology annotation, molecular function: calcium-dependent cysteine-type endopeptidase activity.